Molecule: messenger RNA, 953 nt
Organism: Vigna radiata var. radiata (mung bean)
Lineage: Eukaryota; Viridiplantae; Streptophyta; Magnoliopsida; Fabales; Fabaceae
Product: vesicle-associated membrane protein 711
Exons: 4
Coding region: 156-815 (219 amino acids)
Biological process (GO): vesicle-mediated transport
Cellular component (GO): membrane
Source: RefSeq, a predicted model, not a curated record
CAGAAAGCAGAAGGCAGUGAUGAUGGUAAAAGCAAAAAGUCAAGAAGAAAGGGACACUUCAUGAACAGAAGUGGAAGAAGAAGAGAAUAGAAAAGAAGAGGGUUUGGUGUUGUGUUGUGUUAGCGGUUUUUGAUUGAUUCACCGAUCGGAACCGAAUGGGGAUCCUGUACGCGCUGGUAGGUCGCGGAUCGGUGGUGCUGGCGGAGUACAGCGGCACCACCACCAACGCCAGCGCAAUCGCGCGGCAGAUUCUCGAGAAGAUCCCAGGCAAUAACGACACGCACGUUUCCUACUCUCAGGAUCGCUACAUCUUCCACGUUAAACGCACCGAUGGACUCACUGUUCUCUGCAUGGCUGACGACACUGCCGGCAGGAGACUUCCUUUCGCGUUUCUCGAGGAUAUUCAUCAGAAGUUCGUGCGGACUUACGGGCGAGCCGUUCACUCCGCGCAGCCUUACGGAAUGAACGAGGAGUUCUCUAGGGUUUUGAAUCAGCAGAUGGAGUAUUACUCCAGCGAUCCUAACGCCGAUAGGAUCAAUCGGCUCAAAGGUGAAAUGUCUCAGGUACGAAAUGUCAUGAUAGAAAAUAUUGACAAAGUUUUAGAUCGAGGUGAUCGGUUGGAGUUGCUGGUGGAUAAAACUGCUAAUAUGCAAGGAAAUACAUUUCGCUUCAGGAAGCAAGCUCGCCGCUUCAGAAGCACCGUGUGGUGGAGAAAUGUCAAGCUCACGAUUGCACUUAUUCUCAUCCUACUUGUAAUAGUUUAUGUUGUGCUGGCUUUUGUUUGCCAUGGGCCCGCGCUACCAUCUUGCUUUUAGUGAAGGAUUGGCAAGUGAAUUCUAUGUGUGCCUCCUUGUGGUCUUCAACUUGCAGACGUCACUUCUUUUUUAUCUGCCUUUGAUUUGCAGAUUCCAUUUCUUCAACUAUAUUACUGGGUUGUCCACUUUUCUGCUAGU